GACUACUAGUAACUACAAACGGCUACAACAGACUAUUCAGUUUUACUAUUUUCUAUGGGCACAAUAUUAGAGAACUAUUAAAUAUAAAAAAUACUCAUUCUUUGGUUUAAAAUAACUUAAUUUACAACUGAUGUAUACAUGUACUGAUUAAUAUAGUUGUUAAGUAAAGAUUAAUAUACAAAUAUUAAGAACUUUAAAUAUAUUUCAUAUACCUAUAGUUUCAUACAAAAUGGGAUUGAUGACAGUUUUGAAGAAAAUGAAGCAGAAGGAAAAAGAGAUGAGAAUCUUAAUUUUAGGUUUGGAUAAUGCUGGUAAAACCACUAUAUUAAAGAAAUACAAUGGAGAGCCAACUAAUACAAUUGAACCAACCUUGGGUUUUAACAUUAAAACAUUAGAUCAUAAAAGUUAUAAACUAAACGUAUGGGAUGUUGGUGGUCAAAAGUCAUUGCGAUCAUAUUGGCGUAAUUAUUUUGAAAGUACUGAUGGCCUUAUAUGGGUUGUUGACAGUGCUGACAAGAGAAGACUGGGGGAUUGUACUAAUGAAUUGCAUAGUUUAAUUGAAGAAGAGAGAUUGGCUGGAGCUACAUUAUUGAUAUUUGCUAAUAAACAAGAUUUACCAGGUGCUUUAUCAUCAGAAGAAAUAAAAGAGGUGUUGCAAUUAGAUCGAAUUAAAACUCAUCAUUGGAAAAUAAUACAUUGUAGUGCAUACACUGGAGAAAACUUGUUGGAAGGUAUUAAUUGGAUGGUUAGUGAUAUCUCUGCUAGAAUAUUCACUCUUGACUAAAAAUGUUUUAAAAAUUAAAAUUAAAUACUUUUUGUGUACAACAAAUUGAGUUUAAACAUUCCUUCAUAAAGUGUUUGUAUUAUUUUCAUUACUGAUAAAAUAGUCGUACAUAAAUAUAAUAUAUAAAUAAAUAAUAAUUAAUAUA
Messenger RNA from Rhopalosiphum maidis (corn leaf aphid), 929 nucleotides. RefSeq names its product ADP-ribosylation factor-like protein 2 (gene Arl2). The transcript has 5 exons. Gene Ontology annotation, molecular function: GTPase activity; GTP binding. Gene Ontology annotation, cellular component: microtubule cytoskeleton; cytoplasm. The record is from RefSeq and is a predicted model, not a curated record. Lineage: Eukaryota; Metazoa; Arthropoda; Insecta; Hemiptera; Aphididae. Gene Ontology annotation, biological process: protein folding. The coding region runs from base 230 to 784 and encodes 184 amino acids.